Messenger RNA from Fusarium keratoplasticum, 870 nucleotides. RefSeq lists its product as uncharacterized. The coding region runs from base 28 to 870 and encodes 280 amino acids. The transcript is spliced from 2 exons. Lineage: Eukaryota; Fungi; Ascomycota; Sordariomycetes; Hypocreales; Nectriaceae. The record is from RefSeq and is a predicted model, not a curated record.
CUCAUCACCAUCAUCCCUAGUAAAACGAUGCGCUUCUCUUCAAUAUUUCUCGCCCUCGUCACGGCGGCUUCACAAUGUUUGGCGACAAGCUGCGAUUUUGAUGGCGGCUUUUCCGUUCGUCGGUCGGAUGGGUGCGGAGACGACACGGUGAGCUGUAAAGCUGGCGCCAGCUCGAGAUGUUGUCCUCAGGGCUCCUGGUGUUUUUACACAGCACCUGACAGAGGGGGCAAUGCCUAUUGUUGCCCGGAGAACAGCGAUUGUCUAAAAGACAUUUUGAAUUAUCCUCAGUGCGCGUAUGGCAAUCGAACUAUCUGGGUUGGAGAGGGUCGCGAGGUGAAGCAAUCAUUCUGUUGUGACUCUGGCUACCAAGGAGUAAUUCGAGCAGAUGGCGUUGGCGCCGCUUGCUCCCAAGGCUCGUCAAUGAGCAAGGGCGAGACUAGAGCGAGUCGGUUCGAGCCUGAUGCGACCUGCGUCGACACUUCGACCACGAUUGCGAGUACGAAUAGCGCCGACACAACGACGAGCGAAGCGGCGCAGACAACCUCGGCCGAGUCUGAAGCAGAUACAGAUACAGACGAUGACUCUUCCAUCAGUGGAGGGGCCAUUGCCGGGAUUGUAAUAGGCAGCGUCGCAGGCGUCGCACUGAUCGCUGCAGCCGCAUUCUGGCUCUUCAGACGAAGGGCAAAGGGCCAGAACAAGGAACAAAAAGCACCAUACUCAAAUGUCGAAUAUGGCGAGGACAAUGUCAACCGUUAUGCUGCUGGAGGGUACCCCCCGACAGAGUUGGAUACCCCCCAGAGCCCACCGCAAGAGCUGGCUGGGAAGGAGAUCCGGCGUGAGGAGCUUCCUGAAGGUCCGCGGCAGACAUGA